AUGACUGCACCAAUGCCACCACUUCGUCUUAUUGCUGAACCUAAAUCAUCGUAUCGCGAACGAUAUAUGUGUGAAACAGAUCGUCGUCGAAAUCGAGCUCAACGCUUCGUUCGCGCCGAUAGUAACAAUCCAUACCAAUUUGUUUAUCCAACGGUUGAAAUUCCAACGGAAUGGACUGAUAAACUUCACCAUUCUUUACACAUUCGUUUAACUCUUGUUACUGUUCCGAACGAAAGAGCACCUGUUAGAUGUGUACAUCCUUAUCCUAUUGAUACAGAAGACACGAAUGUGAUCAAAGAUCCAUCGUCCAAUGCUCUUUAUUUUCCAGUAUCAUACGAUGAGUUGCGUAGCGGUCGGAAAAGCUUUCAAUUCACUCAGAAAAAACUGACUAAAUAUCAAUUAAGAAAUCAUGGAGCAUUGAGACUAUUCAAUUCGGAUGAAAAAGAUAAUGAUCGUCUUCAAGAUCCAACAGAUGUUAGAAGAUUCAUUGAAAUUUAUGAAUUGAAAAAGUCACAAUUAGUUUUCUCAAUAGCUACUAUUCAAGCUAAUACACAACUACCAGUUAUUUACGAUAUUUCCUCUGUAUUUUCACAUGUAAUGACUGCGAUUACAGCACCAAUGAACGAUGAAGAUAUUGGGUUUCGAUGUUCACCGAAAAAAGGCGAUUGCAAAGGUGGAGACGAAAUCAUCAUGGUUAUUCCGAAAAUUGACAGAAGAAAAUCACUUACUGUUUGCUUUGAGCAUCCUUCAAUUAAUUCACGAUGCAACGUUAGUUUGGAAUUUCUCGAUACAAGAACUAUAUUAUUUUAUUCACCACCAUGUCCAUUGAUGCUGACGAUAGAUAAUCCAACAGUUUCAAUUCCGAUUGUUGUCACUCAAAAUAGUGCAGUAAUUGCACACGUUGAUUUUAUUUAUCAAUCAUUGAAUAGAUGUGUAGUUUGUGAUUCAAACUUCAUUUUAACAAAUUCAAAUUCAGCAUCUUAUAAAAAACGAUUAUUGACAGAACUUGAUGAAGUUGACGCAAUCAGAUUUAGUGAAGCAGGACUUGAUCGACAGAAAAAAAGCGAAUUUGACCAUUCUCACAUACGAAAUUAUAUAAUCAAAGCAAAAAAAUCGAUACCUCUGAAAUUAGAUAUUCAGUAUCCAUUAUUAGAUAAUGCUAUGUGUAAAAGAAGCAUUGAUUCAGCGUUUAAUUUAGUCCAGACAACGAAUAAUUAUUUUGAUCAAAAAGAUGAUCCUAUUGAAAUUUCACUAUUAAAUGAUUCAACGCUUAAUCAAAAUAAAUCGAACGAAACAAUGUUCAGAAAACGAACUAAAACGGCGAACCAAGUUACAAACAAAGGAAAUAAUUUAUUACGUGUGAUAGCAAAUGUAUCUAAAGAUCAUUCUAGAGAGACCAAUGGAAGUUCAACAUCAUUAAGCGAUGACGAAAUGAACUAUUUUAUGUCAAAAAGUUAA
Molecule: messenger RNA, 1458 nt
Organism: Rotaria socialis
Lineage: Eukaryota; Metazoa; Rotifera; Eurotatoria; Philodinida; Philodinidae
Source: the annotation of a GenBank genome assembly